AUGGCCAGUCCUAAGAAUUGGUCAUCUUGGCUUAUGUUGGUCUUGGCCUUGUAUGCCAUUUCUGCUCAUACAAGUGCCCAAUACACAUCUACUCCACCAUCACCACCACCGUAUGUUUAUAGUUCUCCUCCGUAUGUUUACAAAUCUCCCCCUCCUCCUCCAUACGUCUACAGUUCUCCACCACCUCCUCCAUAUGUCUAUAGCUCCCCCCCACCACCUCCUUACGUCUACAAGUCGCCACCACCUCCACCUUACGUCUAUAGCUCUCCACCACCACCUCCCUAUGUUUACAAAUCCCCACCACCUCCUCCAUAUGUCUAUAGCUCCCCACCACCUCCUCCUUACGUCUAUAACUCUCCACCACCACCUCCCUAUGUUUACAAAUCGCCACCACCUCCACCUUAUGUCUACAGCUCCCCACCUCCUCCUCCAUAUGUUUACAAAUCGCCGCCACCUCCUCCUUACGUCUUCAACUCUCCACCACCACCUCCCUAUGUUUACAAAUCGCCACCACCUCCUCCUUACGUCUAUAGCUCUCCACCACCACCUCCCUAUGUUUACAAACCUCCCCCUCCACCCCCAUAUGUAUACACUUCUCCACCACCUCCUCCUUACGUCUACAGCUCCCCACCUCCUCCUCCAUAUGUAUACAAAUCUCCCCCUCCUCCUCCUUACGUCUACAGCUCCCCACCACCUCCUCCUUAUGUCUACAAGUCACCCCCACCUCCUCCUUACGUCUACAGCUCCCCACCACCUCCUCCAUAUGUUUACAAGUCGCCACCUCCUCCUCCUUACGUCUAUAGUUCUCCACCACCUCCCCCUUAUGUUUACAAAUCCCCACCUCACCCUCCAAGCUAUAGCUAUAGCUCUCCCCCUCCUCCAAUAUACUAA
Microthlaspi erraticum is the source of this 891-nucleotide messenger RNA. The record is from the annotation of a GenBank genome assembly. Lineage: Eukaryota; Viridiplantae; Streptophyta; Magnoliopsida; Brassicales; Brassicaceae.